This is a messenger RNA of Saimiri boliviensis boliviensis (Bolivian squirrel monkey), 2347 nucleotides long. It is a transcript of the gene UGT3A2, whose product is annotated as UDP glycosyltransferase family 3 member A2. The record is from RefSeq and is a predicted model, not a curated record. Gene Ontology annotation, cellular component: UDP-N-acetylglucosamine transferase complex. NCBI's taxonomy places the organism in Eukaryota, Metazoa, Chordata, Mammalia, Primates, Cebidae. Gene Ontology annotation, molecular function: glucuronosyltransferase activity.
UUUGGCGCACUGAAGUGCACCGGGUCCCUUAGCCCGGCGCAGAGCGCGCAGCCCAGGCUGAGAUCCGCGGCUCCUGUGGAAGUGAGCAUGGCUGGGCAGUGCGUGCUGCUUCUAGUGGGGUUCCUUCUCCCUGGGGUCCUGCUCUCAGAGGCCGCCAAAAUCCUGACAAUAUCUACAGUAGGUGGAAGCCAUCAUCUACUGAUGGAUCGGGUAUCUCAGAUUCUUCAAGAACAUGGUCAUAACGUCACCAUGCUUAACCACAAAAGAGGUCCUUUUAUGCCAGAUUUUAAAAAGGAGGAAAAAUCAUACCAAGUUAUCAGUUGGCUUGCACCUGAAGAUCAUCUAAGAGAAUUUAAGAAGAGUUUCAAUUUUUUUCUGGAAGAAACUUUAUGUGGAAGAGAAAAAUUCGAAAACUUAUUAAACAUUCUAGACUACUUGGCGUUGCAGUGCAGUCAUUUUUUAAGGAGAAGGGAUAUCAUGGAUUCCUUAAGGAAUGAGAACUUCGACAUGGUGGUAGUUGAAACUUUUGACUACUGUCCUUUCCUGAUUGCUGAGAAGCUUGAGAAGCCAUUUGUGGCCAUUCUUCCCACCUCAUUCAGCUCUUUGGAAUUUGGGCUACCAAGCCCUUUGUCUUAUGUGCCAGUCUUCCAUUCCUUUCUGACUGAUCACAUGGACUUCUGGGGCCGAGUGAAGAAUGUUCUGAUGUUCUUUAGUUUCUGCAGGAGACAAUGGCACAAGCAGUCUACAUUUGACAACACCAUCAAGGAGCAUUUCACAGAAGGCUCUAGGCCGGUUUUGUCUCAUCUUCUAUUGAAAGCAGAGUUGUGGUUUGUUAACUCUGACUUUGCCUUUGAUUUUGCCCGGCCCCUGCUUCCCAACACUGUUUAUGUUGGGGGCUUGAUGGAAAAACCUAUUAAACCAGUUCCACAAGACUUGGAGAGCUUCAUUGCCAAGUUUGGGGACUCUGGUUUUGUCCUUGUGACCUUGGGCUCCAUGGUGAACACCUGUCAGAAUCGAGAAAUCUUCGAGGAGAUGAACAAUGCCUUUGCCCACGUACCCCAAGGGGUGAUAUGGAAGUGUCAGUGUUCUCAUUUGCCUGAAGAUGUCCACCUGGCUGCAAAUGUGAAAAUUGUGGACUGGCUUCCUCAGAGUGACCUCCUGGCUCACCCCAGCAUCCGUCUAUUUGUCACUCAUGGUGGGCAGAAUAGCAUAAUGGAGGCCAUCCUACAUGGUGUGCCCAUGGUGGGGAUCCCUGUCUUUGGAGACCAGCCUGAAAACAUGAUCCGAGUAGAAGCCAAAAAGUUUGGUGUUUCUAUUCCAUUAAAGAAGCUCAAGGCAGAGACACUGGCUCUGAAGAUGAAACAAAUCAUGGAAGACAAGAGGUACAAAUCCGCAGCAGUGGCUGCCAGCGUCAUCCUGCGUUCCCACCCGCUCAGCCCCGCACAGCGGCUAGUGGGCUGGAUUGACCAUGUCCUCCAAACAGGCGGGGCGGCGCACCUCAAGCCCUAUGUCUUCCAGCAGCCCUGGCAUGAACAAUACCUGCUUGAUGUAUUUGUGUUCCUGCUAGGGCUCACUCUGGGCACUCUGUGGCUUUGUAGGGGGCUGCUGCGCAUGGCUGUCUGGUGGCUGCGUGGGGCCAGAAAGGUGAAGGAGACAUAGGCCAGGUACAGCCUUGGCGGGGUCUGUUUGGUGGGAGAUGUCACCAUUUCUAGGGGGCUCCCCACUAGUUUUGGCAGCCCUGUUCUCCAGUCCUUCUGGUUAGCUCCUGUUUUCUUGAAGAACAGGAAAAACGGCCAAAAAUCAUCAUCUCCACUUGCAAAUUUUGCUACAAAUUCCUCCUCGGUAGCUCCGGCCUGUUAGCAGAAUUCUUUCCUGUCCUCUUGUCCUCCUUUAUUUGCCAUCAGCGAGGGCUGUGCUGUGAUUCUGUCUCUGAGUGACUGGGACCACUGACCUUCAGAUUUCCAGCCUUAAAAUCCGCCUUCCUUCUCAUGCUCCUCUGCCUCUCUGAAUCACAACUUCACCAUUCCAGCCUCCAUGUCCAGAUCUUCUCAGUCUCUUUCCAUCACUUCUGCCCCUACCAUCAGUCACGGAAUAACAUCCAAGAAAGUCGCCUUGCAUAUCCUUUCAGUUUGUGUUUGCUUCUCCCGCAUAUUCUCUUCAAUGCUCUGGAAGCCUGCCCUAUGCUUGUGAGUUCAGGGCCAGACACACUUGCAGGUCUCCACACUGGGUCCCUGUCUCUGGUGCCCACAGAGAACUCCUUCUUUGCUGAUCAGGCAUGGAGACUAUAGGUUUCCAGAUUGCCCGAAAAGUAAAAUUUUACAGCCUUGUCUCUCCACAGCCUCACUAA